AUGUCUGAAGGAUGUCUUAUUCCAGACAUCCACUGUGACUCAUCUGCCCAUGAUGUCCUCGCCCUUUAUUCCCUUUAUAAAAAAGGCCUCUCUUUGCUAGGGUACCAUCUGUGCAACUAUAGCCUUACCAAAAAUGUGUUUAAAAUGGUUGCCUACCAAAAGUCCUAUGAGAAAAGCACUUCCUGCGGAGGAUGGAUACCAUGGAUGGUGUGUCCCCGGACGUACUAUAAAAUGCAGUAUCAUACUGUUGAAGUCCCUGAAACCAUCACUCUUACAGAUUGCUGUGAAGGAUAUGAGCAAGUCGGACUCUACUGUUCUUUAGCACUCAAUAGAUCCAGUGUAUUUGCCUCAAGACCUGGUGUUUGUCCAAUGGAGAAUAUGGAAACAUCUGAUUAUCCUUGCACGUUCGAUACUGAAUGUCCAGGGCUUAAAAAAUGCUGCAACUCAUCCAAAGGAGCAGGCUGUGUGGAUCCAAUGCCAGAGGGACGAACAUUCUGGUACAACGUGACAGUGCUUGUGAAAAUGGAUUUUAAUGAAUUAAUCAGAGUGGAUUCCUACCUUCUGAAUCAUUCGCGCCUUUUGCACUCCAUGAUUACUGGUGCAUUACAGCCCUUGAAUGCCUCUGUGUACCACAUCCAGAGUAACCACGCAGAAGUAUAUGCUGGGACAGUGGCCUCCCAUGUUCUCAUUGGACUGCAUCAGCCAGCUCCGCUAGCAGAGGUUUCUUCUUCCUUGAAGGACAUCGUGAAGCGUGUGUAUGAAGUGAUUGACACAGAAGUUCAAGAUGUCAAUGAAUGUUCCCAUGUUGAAUUGAACGCUUGUCCCGAGAAAAACACCUGUGUAAAUCUGGAGGGUUAUUACAGCUGUGGCCCUCAGCAUGAACAUGCAGAUGUCAACCCUCACCACCUGAGCCCAAGAAAGGAAGGCAUAGCAGCAUCUACUCCAAGUUCAGCUUUGGAUCUCAUUAAUGCUAGCAAUAGCUCUCCGUCUAUAAGUAAUUCAAGUCUCUCGUCCAUGACUAACCAAUCUACAGAUGCUGGGUGCUAUCCCUCUGCAGUUAGAAACCACCAAAUCUUCAGCGUUACCAGCAACAGUUUUGAAAUGUCCUGGCAUGUCAAUUCUACUCUGAACCAUACUUUCCAAGUCCAAGUGUUCAAGGGCAAGGAGAUUAUACGAGACCUGAAGACGGAAGAAAUGAAAAUGGAUGUGUCUGGACUGGAAGCAGGUGUGGUGUAUUCAGUAGAGCUCGGCUAUGAAACCUGUGGUAAAACCAGCAUUUCCCAUCAAAAUGUUAAAACAGAUGCCAAGAUAUUUGGUAUUACUAUGAGGAUUCUCAACUACAACUUCACUGAAGAUUUCCAUAAUGCCAGCAGCUCAGCAUAUGAAGAAUUUUCAAGACUGUUGCUUACAGAGCUUGAAAAUUCAUUUCCACCCAACAUUUCUACUUUAUACAAAUCUGGGAAGCUGAAAGUGCAGACCAAAUCCUUGCAAGCCGGAAGCAUCGUUGUGAGGCUCAGAAUCACUGUGGAGGAUCCCGAGUUUCCGGUCGACGCCUCCACGUUUGCCCCAGUGCUUUCUUACCUGCACAAUGGCUCUGCGCUUUUGGUGGAUCAGCAGAACACUGCAGUAGAAGACUGGGAUGAAUGUGCUUCUCCCGCCGAGAAUGACUGCUCUGUGUUCGCAGAGUGUAUCAAUUUGAUGGGCUCGUACCUGUGCAGAUGCAAGACAACCAUGGAUACCAAUCCAUCCCGACCUGGAAGAAACUGUGAGGGUGAGAUUGUGGACCCUCUCACUGAAACGAUGGCUCCUGAAGUAAUAAACAGCACAGAGUUUGCUCCUGAAGAAGUAAGCCCUGCAGGGCCUGCUUCCCCUGCCACCGCCGAGAUGGUGGCUACUGUAGGCUCUGAGAUGAGCACUGCCAUACACCCUCCUGCUGCACUGCUCCUGGGUGACAAGCAAGUGCCCCAUGGUCCUUCUCCCACCAGCACUCCUCCAGCCCAUUGGAAAAAAGGCCUGGCACCACAGAUGGGCUUCGGCAGGGACAAUAGCCCCACAGCCAUGGGGGUUGCAGCCAGCGAGGAGACAGCCAUGAGUGCAGAGCAGUGGGUGGCCAUAAGUCCAUUGCAGCAAAGCUCUGUGGCAGAGGCUUCCUCGAGUGCACCACAGCGAGUGGCUGCUCUCACCAAUGCGCCCAUGGGCCCGGCUGGGCAAGAGCAACUUGGUUCACCAUUGCUGGCGUUUCCUAAUCAAACAACUGCUGCUACCACCAGAAGUCGCACAACUUCUGGUGUGCCUCAAGCCAGCUCUCAAGGUGGCCCUGGUACAGCUCUGCCAGCCACAGGGGAUGCUGGUGCUCCCUCCCUCAACGCCACCCUCAGAGCACAUGUAGAGAUGGGAAGAGAGAAUAGCUCUUGGUCCGAGAAAUAUGCUGGAGCCCUGCGGUCACCAGCUUUGUCAGGCGCCUCUCUGGCUCCCAGCCCAACGCCAAGCCCAGCCAAGGACUGCAACGUCCAGAAACUUAGUGGCACAGUACGGAUAACAAACGUGAAAUACUCUCCAGGCUUUAGCAACACAAGCAGUGAGGAAUACCAAACCUUUGCACAGCUCUUUGUUGAUGAAGUACAUAAAUCUCUGCCCCUUAAGGUUCUUCAGCAGAUGGAUGCUGGUCUGAUUAAAGUGUUGGUAAGGGGUAUUACUAAUGGGAGCACAGUGGUAAGUUUCAAUUUACUGAUUGCAGAAGAUGUGGAUAUCUACUACAUCAUCACCACUUUUCGUGAGGCUUUUGAACACAGCUCCUAUUUCACAGUUGACAAGAGCAGUCUCUCCAUAAACGAUUAUGAUGAAUGCAAAAGCGAAGAAGACGACUGCUCCCCGGAUGCAUCGUGCCACAACACACUUGGGUUUUACCAGUGCAGCUGCAAUGAAGGAUUUGCUGAUGUGCAUCCAGAAAGGCCCGGAAGAAGCUGUAAAGCAUUUUCUUUCAGCCAAGAGGAAACACUGACGGAUAAGAAACCUGUACACAACACAGUUUUACCUGUGACAUCUUUGCAAACUUCAACUCAUGUUUCCUCCCCUGCUUCAUUGGACUUCUCUACCGCUGAGCGCAAAGCUCUGGAGCACACCACGUUCUCCAGCGUGGUGCUCUCUCCUCUCCCCAUGGAUCCUGUGUCUACUCCUGAUGUUUCUCAUCAAGCAUCUCCUGUCCCACUCGUUAAACCUGCCCAGGAGAUUUCCAUUAAAGAUGCAGUGAGAGUGUUCUGUGAAAUAGAGAAGAUCAUCCUUGCUGUCCAGAAGAGAUUUUUGCAGCAGGAGUCUAUCCCUGAAACCUCCUUGUACCUGGGGGAGCCUCGCUGCAACGUGAGCAUCAGCAACAGCACUCACGUGGUGCUGCAGGCAGGCUGGAGGGACUGCGGCACCGAAGUUGAGACUAACAUGACCAAUACCGUAGUGAAAACCAUCCUUCGGAAUGACAUUUCUGCUCAGGAAGUAAUCCACCACUUAAAAGUUGCCAGUCCCAUUCACUGUGUGUUUCAAAACGAUCUCUUGACUUCCUCUGGAUACACUGCAGAAGGACUUUACACCAUCUUUGAGGAUUUGCAUGGAUCUGGACACUUCAGAACAGAAAUGCAGUUGUUCAUUGGAAACUCCCCAAUACCAAAAAAUUUCAGUGUCUCUGCCAGUGAUGAUGUCCUAAUUGAAGUGGGGAUCCAGAGAGCAGACAGCAAGCUCAAGGUGGUCCUCACUGACUGCUGGGCGACUCCAACUAAUAAUUCAGUGGAUCCCCUCUCAUUUGCUUUUAUCAGCAACAGCUGUCCCAUCCCAAAUACAUACACAACACUGCUAGAGAAUGGGAAUUCAAGCAAAGCGCAGUUUAAGAUGAAAAUUUUUUCCUUUGUCAACAAUUCUGUCGUUUACCUACACUGCAAAAUACGUAUUUGUAUGGAGACACCAGGAAGCACCUGCAGGACAAGAUGCCAUGCGGUUCGAUCCCUGAAGACUGGUGAAACCAUCGCUAUGCACAGAACAUCCUGGGGACCCCUGUGUAAAUCGGCUGCAUCUGAUUUGAAGAGAGAGAAGGAGGCUGGUAUGGGAGUUGGUUACAUCAUCCUCAUUGUCUUUGCUGUGUUUGGUUUUGUGGUGGGAGUUGUGAGCCUUCUCAUUUUCCAGUACCAGCGAAAGAUGGGAAGGUACAACUUUAGAAUCAAGUCUGACAACUUCAGCUACCAAGUGUUCUAUGAUUAGUGACUUCCAGGUUACCAGAUUUGGAUCACGUCUCAUCACGUGGAGAAAUGAAGCUUGUCUUCACUCAGCAUUUGGCAUUCAUUACUCUUCACAGUGGUGGUUAGGACUGGUUGCAACAUUGACUCUUCCAAAUUAACGUCACAUUUGAAAGGCUUCUCUAUCCCUCUUUUUUUUUUUCUUUUUUUUUUUUUUUUUAAGCAAUCUGGUUCUUCCCUGGUGUCCUAAGAACUAUUUGUCACUGCAGCUCCAGGUUGAAGUGAAUUUUGUUUUUUUUUUCAUGGAUAAAAUAGAAGGGAAAAAAGAAAGAUUUCUUCAUGGUUCUCUGUUCAGGUUCCAAGAUUUGUCUCUCCCACUGUGACACGUUGCUAUGUGCCCACCUUAGCAUCACCUGUGACAUUACUUUUGAGAAGCUGUGUGUUUCUAUAAAUAUUCCAGGAAGUAAACCAGCAAACCCUUAAGAGAGAUCUGCUUUUUAGUUUGUAAUUCACUAUUUACUUAAGGUGAGGUUGAAACUUUGAGCUGUAACAACGUUGCAGACCUAUUUGUGCAACGCCUUAAGUAUACAAAAGCUGGAGAACAAGUAUUAGAUUUGCCACCAAAUAAAGAAAAGGCACCAUGAAUCUGCAACUUAAUCUACUCAGAGUGUUCUUCAGCAUGAGUUUUGAGAUUCGAUCGUAAAUUAUUUAAUCCAGGACUCAUGGGAAAAAAAAAGAAACUAUUUUUGCUGCUGGCAGCCCAUGUUUUUCAGAGAAGUCAAUUGGUACCUAUGUGUUUUGUUUAAUUAGACCACAAUGAUUGUGCAGUUGAGCCCCAGAGUGUGCUGCCCACCCAAGUAAGAACACUCCAAUUUCAACAGAGUAGUUAUAAAUUUGAGCUGUUGCAGCAGCAAAGGUUUAGCUUACACGGUCCAUCGGAUACAAGAACAGUCUGGUCAGCUGGAUAAACUGGAAUAAAAAUCUUUUCCACACGGUAAGCAUCUUCUGCAGGACUCUUUUGCGGAGCACUCCUCACUCUGCUGCCCCAAACCUCCACUUCAGUGAACGUGUUAGAAGACGGAGAGUAAAGCAGUGCGGUUACUUGUCCCCACCACCCCUUGGUUCUGAUUGCUGCGUGCGCUCACCCUACACAGUGGUAAUCUCUCCUGUGUCUGGGUUACGUGUAAUUUAGUAAUUUACAGUGAACAAGCUAAUUCCUCUAUAAGCUCAAUGGAACCAUUACAAAUAACUCUCAAGUGGAAAUUGGCCAUUAAAUUGAACUUGCAAAUACUCUUAGUAGCCAUAGCAUUUGGGUACUGAUAUUUAGGUACAGAAUAAAAUUGCAAAGCUGCUUUUCUAACCCCCUAGUCCAAUUUCUGAUAGGUAAUAAGAUUACUGGGUAAAGGACUUCUACAUUUUGCAAAAGGUCAUAAUGAUUGAUCUUAGAGGUUAUAUAUACACCUUUUAAAUGCAUUGAUAUAUUUCAGAAUAAUCAUUUACAUUCUGCUUUUGGUUCAAGUGAAUCUAUAAGGAGUAAAAAUCUUUGACUUGUCUUUUCCUUGCUGAAACAUCAGUUACCAGAUCCUGAUAUAAAAAAAGAUCCAUUCGGUUGCAGUUCACUACUGAAACUGCAAAUUAUCUUUGCAAUUUUAGAGUCUGAUGAACACAGACAUUAGCUUAUUACUAUGUAGGAGUCUCUUAACUUUUGCUCAGUUUGCUCUCAAAUAUAUAAUGUGUUUACCUUCUGCACACAGUGAAAGGAUAAGCUAUUUUACUAUAAAUAUUUUUCUGGUUUUUAGUACUUACAAUCCUGAACUGCUUGAAAGUGACUGGACUAGAGAUUUGCCUGUUCAUUUCGGUGGAGCUAAGCCACUUACAAAAGCGGAGCAUUAGUCUUCAGGAUGAAAUGCAAAGCAGUAGCAUGUAUUUGGUACCUUGCAUGCUCAGCAGAAACUGCUGUUGUGACUAUCUGAA
This is a messenger RNA of Chroicocephalus ridibundus (black-headed gull), 6191 nucleotides long. It is a transcript of the gene UMODL1, whose product is annotated as uromodulin like 1. The record is from RefSeq and is a predicted model, not a curated record. The transcript is spliced from 22 exons. Lineage: Eukaryota; Metazoa; Chordata; Aves; Charadriiformes; Laridae. Gene Ontology annotation, molecular function: calcium ion binding; peptidase inhibitor activity; protein binding. The coding region runs from base 1 to 4242 and encodes 1413 amino acids. Gene Ontology annotation, cellular component: extracellular region; cell surface.